Messenger RNA from Lutra lutra (Eurasian river otter), 1335 nucleotides. RefSeq names its product MRT4 homolog, ribosome maturation factor (gene MRTO4). NCBI's taxonomy places the organism in Eukaryota, Metazoa, Chordata, Mammalia, Carnivora, Mustelidae. The record is from RefSeq and is a predicted model, not a curated record. Gene Ontology annotation, biological process: rRNA processing; ribosomal large subunit assembly; ribosomal large subunit biogenesis. Gene Ontology annotation, molecular function: RNA binding. Gene Ontology annotation, cellular component: nucleolus; preribosome, large subunit precursor. The coding region runs from base 130 to 849 and encodes 239 amino acids. The transcript has 8 exons.
GAGGCGGGCUGCGGCGCGGAUUGGAACAGGCACGCACGGGGGCAGCCCCGGAGGGCCGUCCCAGAAGCCCCCGCGCCGCCGGGGUCCUAGCAGGCAGCACCGCCUUCUGCCGCAUGUGCCUGCAACGCGAUGCCCAAAUCCAAGCGCGACAAGAAAGUUUCCUUAACCAAAACUGCCAAGAAAGGCUUAGAACUGAAACAGAACCUGAUAGAAGAGCUUCGGAAAUGUGUGGACACGUACAAGUACCUUUUCCUCUUCUCCGUGGCCAACAUGAGGAACAGCAAGCUAAAGGACAUCCGGAGCGCCUGGAAGCACAGCCGGAUGUUCUUUGGCAAAAACAAGGUGAUGAUGGUGGCCUUGGGCCGAAGCCCAGCUGACGAGUACAAAGACAACCUACAUCAGGUCAGCAAGAAGUUGAGGGGUGAGGUCGGUCUCCUUUUCACCAACCGCACCAAGGAGGAAGUGAAUGAGUGGUUUACAAAAUACACGGAAAUGGACUUCGCUCGAGCUGGAAACAAAGCAACUUUCACUGUGACCCUGGACCCAGGGCCCCUGGAGCAGUUCCCCCACUCCAUGGAGCCACAGCUGAGGCAGCUGGGCCUGCCCACCGCCCUCAAGAGAGGUGUGGUGACCCUGCUGUCCGACCACGAGGUGUGCAAGGAGGGCGAUGUGCUGACCCCAGAGCAGGCCCGCGUGCUGAAGCUUUUCGGGUAUGAGAUGGCUGAAUUCAAGGUCACCAUCAAAUACAUGUGGGAUGCACAGUCCGGAAGGUUCCAGCAGAUGGGAGAUGACUUGCCCGAGAGUGCAUCCGAAUCAGCAGAAGAAUCAGAGGGGGAGGACAAUGGCUGACGGACACUUGGCUGGUCUGUGGGACCGCCAUCCCGCUGGCCGAACAGCAGGGAGGGCAUGAGGGAUGGACUGCUUUUUUGUAAGCAAUGAAACUGUCUGCGGGUGGCUCCUGUGGACAGCAAAGAGAACAUUUUCUAGGAAAAAAGGUCUUGGCUUUGAGCUUUUGUUUGGAUUCCCUGGGUGCCUUUCGUUAACUUGGAGCUAGCUUCCAGCACCAACUCCCACAUGAUGGCUGGGGACCUCCUACAUGAUGGCUGGGGACGUGGGGGCCACUACCGGAGCUGGGGCUUCUCUAUUCUGGCCCUUGUGCCCCUCCUGGAAACGGGUUUGUCAAGGAAUAGAGGAACCCUGGCUACCCUUCCUACCUCUUUCUCUCCCUCCUACCCCCACCCCAUCCCCCACCAAACCAGGGCCAGGGUCUAAUGACAAGACAGGACACUUUCACUAAGAGUAAAGCCACUGCUGAAACCCAGAGCAGAUACGAAA